Messenger RNA from Fusarium redolens, 312 nucleotides. RefSeq lists its product as uncharacterized. Bases 1 to 312 code for a protein of 103 amino acids. The record is from RefSeq and is a predicted model, not a curated record. The transcript is spliced from 2 exons. NCBI's taxonomy places the organism in Eukaryota, Fungi, Ascomycota, Sordariomycetes, Hypocreales, Nectriaceae.
AUGCCUCGUUACUUGAAUCCUCAAAUCAUGUCAUCGCGAAGAUCUACGGAGGUUGGCCUGGAGGAUUUGAACGAAGACGUAACCGAGGACCAAGCUCAGUCUGGAGCUAUUCGCCGUCGCGGAGAUCCUAUUGACCCGACCUUUUACCUCGAGGGCGAAGAACCGACUAUUCGCAUCAUUCAACAAGAGGGCACCCGCCCUCAAGAACCUGGGCAAAUGGGCGAAGUUGAUAGACUAUUCUAUCUGCUUAUUGCGUCGCUUGUUAUGAACUUCGCCAUGCUUGUUGUUUUCAUGAUCCGCAGUGGCAACUGA